Messenger RNA from Limanda limanda (common dab), 639 nucleotides. Its product is annotated as fibronectin type III domain-containing protein 9. The transcript has a single exon. NCBI's taxonomy places the organism in Eukaryota, Metazoa, Chordata, Actinopteri, Pleuronectiformes, Pleuronectidae. Gene Ontology annotation, molecular function: protein binding. Bases 1 to 639 code for a protein of 212 amino acids. The record is from RefSeq and is a predicted model, not a curated record.
AUGGGGAUUGCAGUCUACAACAUCACCGCCACCUCAGCGAUGGUGAGCUGGCCGCCGUCGUCCCCCAGCUGCCUGGACACCUUCUACAGCGUCAUGUACGACCCCAACUGGAACAGCGUGCUCAUGGGCUACAAGCGCAAGAGUUUCAUGCAUGAGGAACGUAUCCCCGUCAGUCAGAGCAGCACCCACCUGGCCAACCUCCUCCCCCAGAGCGCCUACUUCUUAUGCGUGACAUGUCAGGCCGCCAAUCCAGUGCCGGACCAAUGCCAGGUGUUCAGCACUCUGAGUGUGAGGGGCGAAGGUCAUGAAAGAGCGGGCUGGGAACUCGCCAUGGGCGUCUGGUUGACCUGCUGCAUCUUACUGCUGGUCAUCGCCAGCAUCCUGUUGUGGGGAUGUCUUCACACCAUCUGCUCCCUCCAGAGCCAGGCCUCUGACGGCAGCCCAGUGGUGAGCAACUCCACCCUCCAAGACAUGUCUGGAUCUGCACGCCUCUACACUCCCCGAGGCAGCACGGACGCCACUAAACAUUCCACCACCAUGCCGCCCCCCCUCCUCUUAGCACAGCCCACUGGCCACAUAAUUACCCAAGACCACGAGCUGAGGACACUCGCUAAGCUGUCAGGCAGUGAGCCAGUGUGA